AUGUGUGGCACAAUAACAUCGAUUUCUUUGCCUGAUCUCGGUGCGUGUAUUGGGCAAUGGAAAUUAAUCGACGAUAUCAAAACUCAAGUCAGCAUUAAUUGGCAAAUAUUUCCUCUGGCAAAUAUAUUCCUUGUUGGAUUUCAACCUAGUCUUGUAGAACAAGGUUAUUGGUAUGCGUUUAGUAUUCGCUUGUCACCGGAAACACCUCUCGCCGAAAUCGUCUACGUUCUUCAAUGGCCUGCCAACGACUCGCAACUCUCUUGGAAUAUAUUUAAUAUAACCAAAACGAAUGUCACCAUUAUAGGUCGCAUUCCAUCCAUCAUCAAUCAAUUUCAAAGUUGGAUCACAUCUGGUUCUCUUGUUGUUCAACUAACAUUGAAUACCAGUGAUAUCAUGUCAUUUUUCAAUGGUAAUAAAUGCUUUUAUAUUGUCUAUAUGCGAGGACAAUUUUAUGGUAAUCAACCGUUACCUCCUGAUGACAUUAUUCUUAAUAAAUCAUUAUGCAUUUCCUGUCAAGUAGUUAAUAUAAUGCCGACAGUCAAUCUUAAUAACACAACAUAUACCACGAUAACACGUACACUGCCACCAUUGAGUUCGGCCGUGGAUGUUUCAACCAUCGGUAGCACUGCCACUUCAGGUGAACCUGGUUCGAUUCUUUUCUCGAGUACUGCUACUGUGAGCUCGCAGUUACCGCAAAAUUCGGUUGUUGCAUUUAUAAGUAAUGGAUUGGCAAAUGUAAGCAGCUCCAAUAGCAGCCUACUUCAAUUUGAUCCGGCAUCGAAUAAUCUAACGAAUGCGCCGGCAGUCAUACUUACAACGUCCAGUGAAUCCAUAACUAAUGUUGAUAAUACUACAAUCGCUUCAAGAGCAAGUACAUUGACGGCAGUCAUAUCAUCACCAGGUAUUUCAACCAACAAAAAUGUCUUUCCAACAGACGAAACAACUGGCACUAUUUACUCUUCGACAGCUGGUUCGCUUGCAACUACGCAGUCUCCGUCAGGCGGCACAGUUGGCAAUAGUGGCUCUUCCACAGUAGUCUCAACCAAUACUACAGAAGCUGUAACAUCAGCUUCAAUUGGAAGCAUUUUCUCUUCGACAGCUGGUUCUCUUGCAACCACUCAGUUUCAGUCAGGCGGUACAGUUGGCAAUAUUGGCUCUUCGACGGUUGGUUCUCUUGCAACAACUCAGUCUCAGUCAGGCGGUACAGUUGACAAUAUUGGCUCUUCGACGGUUGGUUCUCUUGCAACCACUCAGUUUCAGUCAAGCGGUACAGUUGGCAACAUUGGUUCUUCGGCAGCUGUUACUCAAUUAAGUAGUGCGUCUUCGCUAAGUAAUUCAACUGCCAACGGUGGUAUUUCUAUGAGUGUUUCAAUUGCAAACAGCCACGCUUCGACGGUUGUUUCAACCACAACUAAUGGAUUAUCUUCCGCUCCUUUAAUUACGAGCAAUGGUUAUGCGACAACUAUUUUAACAGCAAACAGUAGUUCCGCGUCAGGUCAGUUAAAUAAUUGUGUCAAUAUCAUUGCGUUAAAUUGA
Rotaria socialis is the source of this 1536-nucleotide messenger RNA. NCBI's taxonomy places the organism in Eukaryota, Metazoa, Rotifera, Eurotatoria, Philodinida, Philodinidae. The record is from the annotation of a GenBank genome assembly.